Molecule: messenger RNA, 1697 nt
Organism: Eucalyptus grandis
Lineage: Eukaryota; Viridiplantae; Streptophyta; Magnoliopsida; Myrtales; Myrtaceae
Product: GATA transcription factor 9
Exons: 2
Coding region: 241-1398 (385 amino acids)
Biological process (GO): positive regulation of DNA-templated transcription
Cellular component (GO): nucleus
Molecular function (GO): zinc ion binding; sequence-specific DNA binding
Source: RefSeq, a predicted model, not a curated record
CUGUGUCCGCCUGUCCCCUUCAAACGCAAAAUAAACCCUCUCUCUUCUUCCUCUCUCCUCUCUCCACCAUCUCAAAGCCACAACUUCUCUCUCUACCCUCCUUGCUUCUCUCUCUCUCUCUCUCCUUGGUUAUCUCUUAUUCACUUUCCUCUCCUCGCAACGCCAGCAAACAACACUCGCAACACAGCACUCUCUCUCUGUCUCUCUCUUUCUCUCUCUGUUUCUUGGGCCAUUUCCAAGAUGGAAGCGCCGGAGAUCAAAGCGGAGGCGCCGGAAUUCUUCCAGCCCGGCUUCUGCUCCCCGCAAUUCGCCCCCGAGAGGCGCCAUUCCCUCGACGGCAAGGGCGGCGGCGGCGACCCCUUCAUGGUCGACGACCUGCUGGACUUCUCCACCACCGACGACGCCGUCGGCGGCGGCGGCUGCGGGGGCGGGGGCGGCGACGGGGCGUUCGACAACGUGACGGGGAGCUCCACGGACUCCAACGUCACCGCCAUGGACAGCUGCAACUCCUCCUUCUCGGGCUACGACCCGAAUUUCGGCGACGGCAUCGGCGGUUGCCACCGCGGUUUCGCCGAGGGUCACUUCGCCAGUGACCUCUGCGUUCCGUAUGAUGAUUUAGCUGAGCUCGAAUGGCUCUCCAACUUCGCGGAGGAAUCGUUCUCCAGCGAGGACCUCCAGAAGCUCCAGCUGAUAUCCGGGAUGAAAGCCCGGCCGGACGCCGCCGCCGCCUACGAGACGACGGCCCGGGAGUUCCAGCCCGAGCCUAACCGAGGCGGCCCGAUAUUCCACCCCGACAUGUCGGUGCCGGCCAAGGCCCGGAGCAAGCGCUCGCGUGCCGCCCCGGGCAGCUGGUCCUCUCGCCUGCUCGUGCUCUCCCAGUCCGACCCCGCCCCCGAUGACGACGGGGCGGGCGGCCCCGGGGGAGUCCCGCGGCCCGUGGCGGGCAAGAAGACCGUCCGGGCGGCGCCGAAGAAGAAGCAGCCGGGGCUCGACGGGCCGGACGGGCCGGACGGACCGGACGGACCUGAUGUCGGCGGCGGGGAGGUGCGGAGGUGCCUGCACUGCCAGACGGACAAGACGCCGCAGUGGCGCACCGGGCCGAUGGGCCCGAAGACGCUGUGCAACGCGUGCGGGGUGCGGUACAAGUCGGGCCGGCUGGUGCCCGAGUACCGGCCAGCCGCGAGCCCGACCUUCGUGCUCACCAGGCACUCCAACUCGCACCGGAAGGUGCUGGAGCUGCGGCGGCAGAAGGAGAUGAUGAGGGCGCAGCAGCUGCACCAGCAGCAGCAGCAGUUCCUCCAUCAGGGCCACCACCAGAGCAUGGUCUUCGACGCAUCCAACGGCGAGGAUUACCUGAUCCACCAACACGUGGGGCCCGACUUCCGGCAGCUGAUGUAGCAGGAUAACUUAGAGCGAGCGAGCAAGUGUAGUGAAGUGAACGAAGCAAGCCGAGGUUUCAGGAAUUUUUAAUUCUUUUUUCUUUUCUUUUUUCUUUUUUAAGUUGCUCAGUUCAUUAUUAGUUUUCCUAACUUUGAUUUUUCUCGAACCGCAGACCCUUUUUUUUUCCUUCUUUAAUUUUUGGCUUUUUGCUCUCGAGAGUAGCUUUUUGCUAAGCUAGCAAUUACUCUGCAAACCCACUUUUUUUUUCCUUGGAUAAAUUCAAGUAAUUUUUAAUUUGAAUUCCUUUGCUUUUUGUU